GAGCUUGGGCUACAGCCACCGGGCAGCUCCCGGCUUCGCGCGGGAAACGCUCGCCUCGCCUGCCCGCAGCCGUGCCCAGCACCUCCGGACACCAGGGAGAUGGCACCCGUUGGGGGCAAAAAGGCCAAGAAGGGCAUCCUAGAACGUUUAAACGCUGGAGAGGUUGUGAUUGGAGAUGGAGGGUUUGUCUUUGCACUGGAGAAGAGAGGCUAUGUGAAGGCAGGCCCCUGGACCCCAGAAGCUGCCGUGGAACACCCGGAAGCAGUUCGCCAGCUUCAUCGAGAGUUCCUCAGGGCUGGAUCAAAUGUCAUGCAAACCUUCACCUUUUAUGCAAGUGAAGACAAGCUGGAGAACAGGGGAAACUAUGUGGCAGAGAAAAUAUCUGGGCAGAAAGUCAAUGAAGCUGCUUGUGACAUUGCCCGGCAAGUGGCUGAUGAGGGUGAUGCUUUGGUGGCAGGAGGUGUGAGUCAGACACCUUCGUACCUUAGCUGCAAGAGUGAAGCUGAAGUUAAAAAAGUAUUUCAGCAACAGUUAGAGGUCUUCAUGAAGAAGAAUGUGGACUUCUUGAUUGCAGAGUAUUUCGAGCAUGUUGAAGAGGCUGUGUGGGCAGUUGAAGCCUUAAAGGCAUCUGGGAAACCGGUGGCAGCAACCAUGUGCAUCGGCCCAGAGGGAGAUUUGCAUGGUGUGCCCCCCGGCGAGUGUGCAGUGCGCCUGGCUAAAGCAGGUGCCUCCAUCGUUGGGGUGAACUGCCAUUUCGACCCCACAAUUAGUUUACAAACAGUGAAGCUCAUGAAGGAAGGUUUGGAGGCUGCUCGGUUAAAAGCCUACCUGAUGAGUCAACCCUUGGCCUACCACACUCCUGACUGCAAUAAACAGGGAUUUAUUGAUCUGCCAGAAUUCCCCUUUGGUCUGGAACCCAGAGUUGCAACGAGGUGGGAUAUUCAAAAAUACGCCCGAGAGGCCUACAACCUGGGGGUCAGGUACAUUGGCGGGUGCUGCGGCUUUGAGCCCUAUCACAUAAGGGCGAUUGCCGAGGAGCUGGCCCCAGAAAGGGGCUUUUUGCCACCAGCUUCAGAAAAACAUGGCAACUGGGGAAGUGGUUUGGACAUGCACACCAAACCAUGGAUUAGAGCCAGGGCCAGGAAGGAAUACUGGGAGAAUCUUCGGAUAGCCUCGGGCAGGCCGUACAACCCUUCACUGUCAAAGCCAGAUGCCUGGGGAGUGACCAAAGGCACGGCCGAGCUGAUGCAGCAGAAGGAAGCCACAACUGAGCAGCAGCUGAGAGACCUCUUUGAAAAACAGAAAUUUAGAUCUGCACAGUAGCCGAAGUGGAGCCCAUUUUUAAUGACUUCCUCUGUGUUUGGGCCCUAGUUCCUAAAAAUAAGGAAAAGAUGUUUAAAAAGCAAUGCUUAUAUUAAUGCCAGCCUACAUAUAAAACUGGUAGUAGCUGAACAAAAUAUACCUUUAGAAUUGGCAAAUGCUAUUUGUAAUUCUAUUUUAGAAGUUUACCAUACAAUUAUCAAGCCACUUGUUGUACAUUUGAAACCAACACAAUAUUGUAUAUCAACUUUAUUGCAAUAAAAAACAGUUUACCUAGAAGCAAAAUAAGAAAUAAAGCUUAAAAAGCACUCACCUUAAAGUAAGUAAAUCUUACCAAACACCUGCCAUGUAUAUGGUAUUACAGAAAUCGCUGUGGCCAAGGAAAAGCAACUCACAUUAAUCCCACCUCAAGAAGUUUGCAGGCUAUUAAGGAGGAUGAGAUGUGAUCUGUCAGAAAUGGCUCAGCAACCAGCCAGGGACAGAUACAGUGUUAUAGGGAAGUGACCUCCAAGAUCUUUUGAACAUGACCCUUAGUAAGAAACACAAUUUAUUUAAUGACCCAAUGAAUCACACAUCGUACAACUACUGAAAUAAAAUGUGUGAUCCAUUCUGGUGUUUUCUAUUCCAUUCCUUUCUAUCCUACUAAUAAAAUACGCUGGUUGAGAUCCUCUGAAUUGAUUUUAUGACCCAUUAUUGGGUUCUGACCUCUAGUUUUAAAGAACACCACUAUGGGACUGGUCAGAUAUGGGGAUUCUGCUCUUAAGUUUAUUCUUAGAAAGUCAGUUAUAUAGAACCUGAUUAAUAAGUAGCCAAAGCUCAGAACUGUUCUCUCUUUCCUGAUCCAUUUCUACUACUAAGAAAUAUACAGACCAAUGAAGAAGAGCAAGAAAGCAUUGGUAUCUAGGCCCUCUCCAUUUUGCUCAAAACUGGAUCCACCUAAAUGCCUCCAUCAGUAAGGCUGAGGAGUGAUGAGCUCGUGUAACUUGGUCAUUUUUAAAAAGUAUAGUAAAAAAAAGUAGAGAUUCCCCAUACUCUGCUUUUCCUAGAUUAAGAAGUAUGAUUUUUACCUGCUAAUAUCUACUAUUCUAAGAGAGCUCAAGCCUGAAGAUAAAACCAUUAGAAUAAACAUAGCUACUCUUAAUGUAUUAGGAAAGAGUUCAUUCUGCUUUCUAAACAUUCUUGGAUUGGUUUAGCUGUUUUGAAAUUGUCAUUUCUUCAGCUAUUAAAGAGGAAGAGCAACGAGACUA
Manis pentadactyla (Chinese pangolin) is the source of this 2567-nucleotide messenger RNA. It is a transcript of the gene BHMT, whose product is annotated as betaine--homocysteine S-methyltransferase. NCBI's taxonomy places the organism in Eukaryota, Metazoa, Chordata, Mammalia, Pholidota, Manidae. The record is from RefSeq and is a predicted model, not a curated record. The transcript is spliced from 8 exons. Bases 100 to 1323 code for a protein of 407 amino acids. Gene Ontology annotation, molecular function: zinc ion binding; betaine-homocysteine S-methyltransferase activity.